Messenger RNA from Leucoraja erinaceus (little skate), 2922 nucleotides. It is a transcript of the gene mre11a, whose product is annotated as MRE11 homolog A, double strand break repair nuclease. Gene Ontology annotation, cellular component: Mre11 complex; nucleus. Lineage: Eukaryota; Metazoa; Chordata; Chondrichthyes; Rajiformes; Rajidae. Gene Ontology annotation, molecular function: DNA endonuclease activity; 3'-5'-DNA exonuclease activity; manganese ion binding. The transcript is spliced from 19 exons. Gene Ontology annotation, biological process: telomere maintenance; double-strand break repair via nonhomologous end joining; double-strand break repair via homologous recombination. The coding region runs from base 1 to 2142 and encodes 713 amino acids. The record is from RefSeq and is a predicted model, not a curated record.
AUGAGUCGGGAAUGGAAGUCGGAACGAUUUUUCUGCAGCAGCUGGCAGCCCGAGGAAAUCGGCCUCGGACAGGCAGUAGAAAACUGGAUUUUAAUUUCCGCCCCCUCCCCCAAAGGUGCCAAAGUCGCGCACACAGCGAGUGGCAGAACAGCAGCGCCGCUGAAGGUUGAUUUUAUACUGCUGGGUGGUGACCUCUUUCAUGACAACAAACCUUCCCGGAAGACAUUACAUACAUGUAUAGAGUUGCUAAGGAAAUACUGCAUGGGUGACACUCCGAUACAGUUUGAAAUAUUAAGUGACCAGUCAGUCAAUUUUGGUUUUAGUAAGUUUCCUUGGGUAAACUAUCAAGAUGGAAAUUUAAACAUCUCCAUUCCUGUUUUCAGUGUUCAUGGUAACCAUGAUGAUCCUACAGGGGCUGAUGCACUGUGUGCCUUGGAUAUCUUGAGCUGUGCUGGAUUAAUAAACCAUUUUGGUCGAACAAUGUCAGUUGAGAAGAUUGACAUUAGCCCUGUACUGAUUCAGAAAGGAGAUACCAGGUUGGCCCUCUAUGGGUUAGGAUCCAUUCCGGAUGAACGUCUCUAUCGAAUGUUUGUAAAUAAACAAGUAACAAUGCUGAGGCCAAAGGAAGAGGAAGACAGCUGGUUUAACAUGUUUGUCAUUCAUCAAAAUAGGAGCAAGCACGGAGCCACCAAUUACAUUCCAGAACAAUUUCUGGAUGAUUUUCUUGAUCUUGUCAUUUGGGGACAUGAACAUGAGUGUAAAAUAGCACCCGCAAGAAAUGAACAGCAGCUGUUCUAUGUUUCACAGCCUGGAAGCUCUGUUGUCACGUCACUUUCUCCUGGAGAAGCUGUAAAAAAACACAUUGGACUGUUGCGAAUCAAAGGAAAGAAAAUGAAUAUGCAGAAAAUUCCUUUGAAAACAAUUCGCCAGUUCUUUAUUGAAGAUAUUGUUCUUGGAGAUCACCCUGAUAUAUUUAACCAAGAUCACCCCAAAGUCACACAGAAAAUAGAGGCCUUCUGUGUUGAGAAGGUGGAAGGUCUAUUGGAUGUUGCCGAAAGAGAACGUAUUGGAAAUCCACAUCAGCCUGAAAAGCCUCUCAUAAGACUGAGGGUAGAUUACAGUGGUGGAUUUGAACCCUUCAAUACUCUUCGAUUUAGCCAGAGAUUUGUUGAGCGAGUGGCUAACCCCAAGGAUAUCAUUCACUUUUUCCGGCACAGGGAACAUAAAGAGAAAAAUGAUACAAAAAUUAACUUUGAAAAAUUUGCAAAUAAAUCUUCAGAAGGGAUGACAUUGAGGGUGGAGGAUCUGGUCAAACAGUACUUUGAGACGGCAGAGAAAAGUAUCCAGUUGUCACUGCUGACUGAAAGGGGGAUGGGAGAAGCUGUCCAAGAAUUUGUUGACAAGGAAGAAAAAGAUGCUAUUGACGAACUAGUAAAAUUUCAAUUGGAGAAGACACAGCGUUAUUUGAAAGACCGGAGAAUUGAUGCCAUUGAGGACAAGAUUGACGAAGAGGUACGGCAAUUUCGUGAUAGUCGAAGAAAAAACAUGGCAGAAGAAGAUGAAGAGGUUAAAGAAGCAAUUACCCGAGCUAGGGCACAUAGAGCUGAAGGGAAAGGAGGCUCGUCAUUGGUUAGUGAUGAUGACAUGGAUUGUAUGGACAGUAUUGAUGAAAGAAAUGCAGACUCGGAUGAAAAUAUAUCACUCCCUACUAGAGGGCGAGGAAGAGGAAGGGGUAGUUCCCGAAGCCAGAGUUCUUCCACUGGAAGAGGAGGAUCGAGAAGAGGGGGCAGAAGCAGUGGAAAGGAAACUGACAAAGAGUCAAGGGGCGGCAGCAACAGGGCAUACAAGGCUCCUGUAGUUACACAAACAAAGAAUAAAACGAUCCAGGAAGCUUUUAAAGCAUCGAGCCAGCGACCAGCACCGACCAUUUCCACAGAGAUUAUAAUCAGUGAUGAUUCAGAUAUGGACGAUGUUUCUUUAUCCAGGUCUUCAAAACUAAAUCAGAGGGCUUCCAGUGCAUCAGCAUCUUUCAGUAACAGAGAUUCUAAAGGAGUGAGUUUUUAUGAUGAUGAAGAGGAUGAUGAUGAGGAUGAAUAUGAUCCGUUUAAAAGUUCGGCAAGCUCAAGAAAAGCCAGGAGAUGACAUGUCGAGCCACUGUAAUGUACUGGCUUUUACAUUCGAUUCUGGAUCAAUUUUCCUGUUCAGCAGUUGAUUCCAUUUAAAUGUCAUUGUAACAAUGUUUAACCAAUUGUGGGUUUUUUUAUGGAUGCUACACCAACACGCACCUAUCCUUGGUAUGUUGGUAGUAUUCCAUAGUAAAUGCUAUAGUGAUCUAUACACAGUACAAUGCGGCAUUGCUUGAGGAAUCCCAUCCAAUCUAAAUUACUUUUCUUUCCUCAAAAAGUUUUAUUGUUUGAAACCUUCAAUAUUAUGCUUCUAAAACAGUUUCUCCUGCCACCCUGCAAUUUUGUUUUAAUUAAUUGGAUAACUGUUUAUAAUUAAAAACAUUGUAAUUUUCCUGUGAAUCUGCAAUGAUUGUUAAUAUAAAUUAUUGAUGCAUUUAAAAUAAAAUUGCAGUGAGAUUUAUGUAUGUAAUGAAGGUCUGUUUCUCAGUGCCUUUUAUUAAAUGUACAUACAUAUUACUAGCCCCUUAGUAAAAAUACAUGUUAUCUUUAAUUUUGAUUUGAAACUGACUGAUAAGCUUGCAUCUUUUUUUAUACAAAAUUGUAUUUGCUCACCUUCUUUUAGGAAAAAACAAUUGCUUUAAGAAAAAUUAAUCCUUAAAAUGUGACCAGUGUUAACAAGCAAUCUUGAAAAUUGCCUUGUUGUUAAAUGCACUAUAAACUGUUGUGUAGAAGCCCGUUAAUGUUCCGAUUGUAUUUUUGAUCAAAAUAAAUUAUCUCUUUGUUAAGAUGUCUCAAA